AUGAGGUGUUUAAUUACUAUUCUUGUUGCAGGAUUCAUUUGUUGUAAUUGUGCAACGAUUGAAAGAGUUCAAAGACAGGUCUUCCCAGGUUCAUUCCAAUUUCCAUCCACUUCAGGAAAUCAAUUUGGAAAUCAGUUUUUCCCGCCACAAUUUAAUAACUUUAAUCAAAAUCAGCAAAGACCAGGUAUCAAUCAAGGAAAUCAGUUUAAUCAACAAAGGCCUGUAACAAAUCAAGGAAAUCAGUUCAAUCAACAAAGGCCUGUGACAAAUCAAGGAAAUCAGCAGCAAUUUAAUCAGGGAAAUCAAGGAGGUUUUAAUAAUCAAUUCCCUAACAAUCAGCAAAGGCCUGUAACAAAUCAAGGUAAUCAGCAGCAAUUUAAUCAGGGAAGUCAAGGAGGUUUGAAUAAUCAAAUCCCUAACAAUCAACAAUCGCAAAAUCAAUUUACUCAAACGACACCACCAGCUCCCACUCCCGCUCCAACUACAUUAGCUCCCGCAGUUCAGCAAUGUGUCGAUACUUGUAUUGCUAGAACUACUUCACAAUACAAUCCUGUUUGUGGAACUGACCAACAAAACUACCAUAACCAGGCAAGACUUGAUUGCGCAAGAGAUUGUGGCGCCAAUGUGAGCUUAGAACGAGUUGGCGUUUGUCCUACAAGAGAUCGAGGAACUGGAAAUCAAAAAUAAAUUAAAAAAAAUAGAAGAUGCAAAACAAAAUUGUUUGAAUGCAGAACUUGAAUCCUCUUAAAAAAUAUUUCUAAUGUUGUCUUUUAAAUAGACUAUACAUACCUAUAUGAUAUUAAAUGAGGAGACAUAUUUGUCAUUGAAUACUAAUUAAGACAAUUAAAAAUUUUGAUUUUGUGACGAGAAAUAAAUUAACACAACAAUGAAUA
Messenger RNA from Clunio marinus, 893 nucleotides. Lineage: Eukaryota; Metazoa; Arthropoda; Insecta; Diptera; Chironomidae. The record is from the annotation of a GenBank genome assembly.